AUGGGAUCUCCCGCCGAAGACGAAUCGUGGCGCACCCACUGGAAGUGCUUCGUUGCCUGCGGAAUCAUCGUGCUUUCGCCGUUUCAGUAUGGCGUCGACUUUGGCCUCAUCGGCGGCCUGCAGGCCAUGCGCGGCUUCCUCCAGAUCUUCGGCCACGAAGCCCCCAACACCCCCCUCGGUUGGAACCUCGACACAACACGCCAACAGCUGAUUUCCUCCCUCAUGACUCUUGGCGCCUUCAUCAGUUCCGGGACGGCUGGUCUCACAGCCACCUAUGUGAGCCGCAAGCAGUGUCUGUGGAUAGCCUGCCUGGGCUGUUGCGUCGCAAACAUUAUGAUGAUGGCCACUGAGAAUAUUGGCGCACUAUAUGCCGGGCGGUUCAUCAUCGGGCUGGCGAACGGGUAUUUUAUGACCUUUUCGCAGCUGUACAUCCAGGAGAGCAGCCCGGCAAGGUAUCGCGGGUGGUUUAUUACCGCGUUUCAGUUUUUUACGUCGUUUGGCACCCUCAUCGGCACUAUCAUCGACUGGGCAACCGCGAGCCGCCCCGACAAAUCGGCCUACCUCAUCCCGCUCGGAAUGAUCUACAUCGUGCCCGCCAUCAUGACGGUAGCCCUCUUCUUUAUCCCCGAAUCACCUCGCUGGUUUAUCCUUACCGGCCGCUACGAAGAAGGCGUCAAGUCCCUCCGGUGGCUGCGGCCCGCCGGUGCUGAUGUCGACAGCGAGGCGGCCGAGAUCAAGGCUGCGAUUGAUCGGGAAACCGAGAUGGGCAGCGGGGCGUCGGUGUUGGAUAUGUUUGUGAAUCCCAUUGACCGGCGGCGGACCUUGUUGGCUGUGUGUGCUGUCACGUUACAGGCCGCGUCAGGGUCGAUGUUUAUUAUCGCAUACAAAGCUUACUUCCUCGGCAUGUCGAAGGUCGCCAACCCCUUCGGCAUGAGCAACAUCCUCUCAGCCAUGGGCAUCCUCGCCAUCAUCUUCAAUUCCCUCAUCGUCGUCCGCUACGGCCGCCGCCGCGUCAUCCUAAUGACCGGGCUCGUCCUCUGCGGCGUGUUCCAACUCAUCAUGGCCGUCGUGUACGACAAACAGCCCGGCACGACCUCCACGGGCCAGGUCCUCGUCGCGUUUACCUGUGUGUACAUGAUGAGCUACAAUGGCAUGAUCGCGACGUAUGCUUGGUUGGCUGGCGGCGAACUGCCGUCGCAGCGGCUGAGGAGUUAUACAUUUGGUCUGGCGGCGGCGGUCGGGUUCUUGUUUGCGUGGUUGACGACGUUUACGGCGCCGUAUUUUAUUAAUCCGGAGUCGUUGAACUGGGGCCCGCGGUAUGGGUAUAUCUGGUUCCCGUCGUGUGUGGUGGCCACGUUGUGGGUGUAUUUCUUCUUGCCGGAGACGAAGGGGCGCACGCUUGAGGAGAUUGAUGAGAUGUUUGAGAAGCGGUUGCCGGCGAGGCGGUUCAGGAAGCAUGUCUGCGUAGGACAUGUAGUGGGGGUCAAAGUGGAGGACAAGGAGAAGGAGAAGGAUGGGAGUGUGAGAGAGGUGGAAAAGGUUAGCGUUGAUGGAGAGAAGGAUGUGUGA
Dichotomopilus funicola is the source of this 1569-nucleotide messenger RNA. Its product is annotated as general substrate transporter. The coding region runs from base 1 to 1569 and encodes 522 amino acids. Gene Ontology annotation, cellular component: membrane. NCBI's taxonomy places the organism in Eukaryota, Fungi, Ascomycota, Sordariomycetes, Sordariales, Chaetomiaceae. Gene Ontology annotation, molecular function: carbohydrate:proton symporter activity. The record is from RefSeq and is a predicted model, not a curated record. The transcript has 4 exons. Gene Ontology annotation, biological process: carbohydrate transport; transmembrane transport.